This is a messenger RNA of Racocetra persica, 193 nucleotides long. The record is from the annotation of a GenBank genome assembly. Lineage: Eukaryota; Fungi; Glomeromycota; Glomeromycetes; Diversisporales; Gigasporaceae.
AUGGUUCCUAAUCUUCGAUUUCAGUCACAUGCAAGUGAUCUUUGUGAAAUUUGCACUUCUUAUAAAGCAAAGCUAACAGUUGCAAAGCAAGAUAUUGAUGAAUAUAAUAAAGUUCAAGUUGAAUAUGAUGAACAUAAAAAAGCUGCAGAUCUUGAAAAACAGCAUUAUAAUAAUAAUGUUGAAGAAAAUAAAA